Messenger RNA from Lasiodiplodia theobromae, 1860 nucleotides. Its product is annotated as Extensin-like repeat protein. The annotation marks the transcript as partial. The transcript is spliced from 2 exons. The record is from RefSeq and is a predicted model, not a curated record. Lineage: Eukaryota; Fungi; Ascomycota; Dothideomycetes; Botryosphaeriales; Botryosphaeriaceae.
CCUCCUGCUCAGCAACCUCCUGCUCAGCAACCUCCUGCUCAGCAACCUCCUGCUCAGCAACCUCCUGCUCCGCAACCCCCUGCUCAACAGCCCCCGGCACAGCAACCUCCCGUUGAGCAGCCUCCUGCUGCCCUAAUUCCUCCUGCAGAGCGGCCUCAGGCACAGCAACCUCCUGCUCAACAACCUCCGGCUCCAUGUCCUACAUGCUCCGAGUCGGUUGUUCAACAGCCUCCUGCCCAGCAACCCCCGGCACAGCAACCCCCAGUUGAGCAGCCUCCUGUUGCCCUGAUUCCUCCUGCAGAGCGGCCUCCGGCACAGCAACCUCCAGUUGAGCAGCCUCCUGCGGCCCUAAUCCCUCCUGCAGAGCAACCUCCGCAACAACAGCCCCCGGCACAACAGCCUCCUGCCGAGCAACCUCCUUACCAGCAGCCUCCUGCCGAGCAACCUUCUUACCAGCAGCCUCCGGCAGAGCAACCUCCUUACCAGCAGCCUCCGGCAGAGCAACCUCCUUACCAACAGCCCCCUGCCGAGCAACCCCCUGCUCAGCAGCCUCCAGCUCCAUGCCCUACAUGUUCUCCUCAGCCAACUACGACUUUAACGGAGACAGCUAAGGGGCAACCGCGCAGCCCGGCGCUCCGAAGGCUGCUGAAGGUAAACCUGUUGAGGCCCAGCCUGCUGGAGGUAAACUUGCUGGAGGAAAACCUGUUGAAGUUAAGCCUGCUGAAGUCAAGCCUGCGGAAGGCAAGCCUGCUGAAGUCAAGCCUGCGCAAGGUGAACCUGCGGAAGCGAAACCCGCUCAAGGCAAACCUGCUGAAGUCAAGCCUGCUGAAGUCAAGCCUGCUGAAGUCAAGCCUGCUGAAGGCAAACCUGCUGAAGGCAAACCUGCUGAAGGCAAACCUGCUGAAGCUCAGCCCGUACCACCGCAACCUGCCGCUGCGAAACCUGCAGAGGCCCAACCCGCUCCCGAGCAGCCGCAGAAGCCCGCUGAAGCACGACCUGCUGAAGCUCAGCCAGUACCGCCGCAACCUGCUGCCGCGAAACCUGCUGAAGCUCAACCUGUUCCCGAGCAACCUCAGCCUCCGCAGAAGCCCGCUGGAGCACAGCCGGCUCCCGAGCAACCUGAGCAACCUGAGCAGCCCGAGCAGCCCGAACAGCCACAGAAGCCUGCACAAGCACAGCCGGCUCCUGAACAACCUCAGCAGCCCCAACAGCCGCAGAAACCCGCAGCAGAAAAACCGGCUGAAGCAAAGCCGGCUCCCGAGCAACCUCAGCAGCCCGAGCAACCUGAGCAGCCCGAGCAACCUGAGCAACCUGAGGAACCUGAGCAGCCCGAGCAGUCCGAACAGCCACAGCAGCCCGCAGCAGCAAAACCUGCUGAAGCACAGCCGGCCCCGGAGCAACCUCAGCAGCCCGAGCAGCAGCCACAGAAGCCUGAAGAAGCGCGGCCUGCUGAACAGCCCGCUCCUGAACAGCCCGCUCCUGAACAGCCCGCUCCUGAACAGCCUGCUGCCGCGAAACCCGCCAUGGCCCAACCCGCUCCUGAGCAGCCUCAACAGCCCCAGAAACCCGCCGAGGCCCAGCCCAACGCUCCCGAGCAGCCCGAACAGCAGCCCGAGCAGGCAGCUCCAUCACCACAACCUCAACAACCGGCUCCGGCCCAGCCCGCUGCUCCAACGGCUGAAAUCGGCCCGCCAGCAGAAGCAGCCGCGGCACCACCACCAAACGAGCAGCAGUCGCCGCCGCCGCCGCCUCCUCCUGCUGAAGAAGAAGAAGAAGAGUCACAACCACCCGGUACCAGCCCAGCACCUCCUCCGCCGCCGGCGAAGGAAGAAGAAGAAGAAGGAGAAGAAGGGGAAGUAG